Messenger RNA from Delphinapterus leucas (beluga whale), 7542 nucleotides. NCBI's taxonomy places the organism in Eukaryota, Metazoa, Chordata, Mammalia, Artiodactyla, Monodontidae. The record is from RefSeq and is a predicted model, not a curated record.
CGUGCGGCCGCGGGGGGCGGCGCUGCGCUGCGCCGUGCUGCGCUCCUGCCCGGACCGGGCCGGGGCCGCUGGAUGCCGCGUCUUCGCUCUUGCUGCCUGCCGGGCGGGCUCCGGCGGCCGCGGCAAGGUGGGGCACGAAGGCCCUGUGCUGAGCACCCGUAGUCCUCUGGGGUGCCACCCCUAAAAAUAGCACCCCACCAUGUUUAACCUAAUGAAGAAAGACAAGGACAAGGAUGGCACGCGGAAGGAGAAGAAGGAGAAAAAGGAGAAGAAGGAGCGGAUGUCAGCGGCGGAGCUGCGGAGCCUGGAAGAGAUGAGCCUGAGGCGUGGCUUCUUCAACCUGAACCGCUCCUCCAAGCGUGACUCGAAGACACGCUUGGAAAUCUCCAACCCCAUCCCCAUCAAGGUGGCCAGCAGCUCCGACCUGCACCUGACUGACAUCGACUCCGACAGCAACAGGGGCAGUGUCAUCCUGGACUCGGGCCACCUGAGCACAGCCAGCUCCAGCGAUGACCUCAAGGGUGAGGAAGGCAGCUUACGGGGCUCGGUGCUGCAGCGGGCAGCCAAGUUCGGCUCCCUGGCCAAGCAGAACUCACAGAUGAUUGUCAAGCGCUUCUCCUUCUCCCAGCGCAGCCGGGAUGAGAGCGCCUCAGAAACGUCCACCCCCUCAGAGCACUCUGCCGCCCCGUCUCCUCAGGUGGAGGUGAGGACCCUAGAGGGACAGCUGAUGCAGCACCCCGGCCCAGGCAUCCCUCGACCAGGACCUCGGUCCCGAGCCCCUGAGCUGGUGACUAAAAGGUUCCCGGCUGACCUGCGCUUGCCCCCCGUGGUGCCCCCGCUACCCCCUGCCCUCCGGGAACUGGAACUGCAGCGACGGCCCACGGGGGACUUUGGCUUCUCCCUGCGACGCACAACCAUGCUGGAUCGGGGCCCUGAGGGCCAGGUCUAUCGGCGGGUGGUUCACUUUGCUGAGCCCGGCGCGGGCACCAAGGACCUGGCCCUGGGGCUGGUGCCGGGUGAUCGUCUGGUGGAGAUUAAUGGGCACAACGUGGAGAGCAAGUCCAGGGAUGAGAUUGUGGAGAUGAUCCGGCAGUCUGGGGACGGCGUGCAGCUCAAGGUGCAGCCCAUCCCGGAGCUCAGCGAGCUGAGUCGGAGCUGGCUGCGGAGCAGCGAGGGACCCCGCAGGGAGCCAGCCCAUCUGGACCCUGAGGCCGCUUCUCCUGCCCACAGCCAGGUGAAGACAGAAGAGCAGAUCGCAGCUGAGGAGGCCUGGUAUGAGACAGAGAAGGUGUGGCUGGUCCAUAAGGAUGGCUUCUCACUGGCCACUCAGCUCAAAUCCGAGGAGCUCAGCUUGCCCGAGGGGAAGGUGCGCGUGAAGCUAGACCAUGAUGGAGCCAUCCUGGAUGUGGACGAGGAUGACGUGGAGAAGGCUAAUGCUCCCUCCUGCGACCGUCUGGAGGAUCUGGCCUCGCUGGUGUACCUCAAUGAGUCCAGCGUCCUGCACACGCUGCGCCAGCGCUAUGGCGCCAGCCUGCUGCACACGUACGCCGGCCCCAGCCUGCUGGUCCUCAGCCCCCGGGGGGCCCCCGCUGUGUACUCGGAGAAGGUGAUGCACAUGUUCAAGGGGUGUCGGCGGGAGGACAUGGCCCCCCACAUCUAUGCCGUGGCUCAGAACGCAUACAGGGCGAUGGUGAUGAGCCGUCAGGACCAGUCCAUCGUCCUCCUGGGCAGUAGUGGCAGUGGCAAGACCACCAGCUGCCAGCAUCUGGUGCAAUAUUUGGCCACCAUCGCAGGCACCAGCGGGAAUAAGGUGUUUUCUGUGGACAAGUGGCAGGCUCUGUACACCCUCCUGGAAGCCUUUGGGAACAGCCCCACCAUCAUGAACGGCAACGCCACCCGCUUCUCCCAGAUCCUCUCCCUGGACUUUGACCAAGCCGGCCAGGUGGCCUCAGCCUCCAUUCAGACGAUGCUUCUGGAGAAGCUGCGUGUGGCACGACGCCCAGCCGGUGAGGCCACAUUCAAUAUCUUCUACUACCUGCUGGCCUGUGGGGAUGGCACCCUCAGGACAGAGCUCCACUUGAACCACUUGGCAGAGAACAAUGUGUUUGGGAUUGUACCACUGGCCAAGCCUGAGGAGAAGCAGAAGGCGGCUCAGCAGUUCAGCAAGCUCCAGACGGCCAUGAAGGUGCUGGGCAUCUCCCCCGACGAACAGAAAGCCUGCUGGCUCAUCCUGGCUGCCAUCUACCACCUGGGGGCUGCAGGCGCCACCAAAGAGGCCCCCGAGGAGCAAGCGGAAGCUGCCGAAGCUGGGCGCAGGCAGUUUGCCCGCCACGAGUGGGCCCAGAAGGCCGCGUACCUGCUGGGCUGCAGCCUGGAAGAGCUCUCCUCGGCCAUCUUCAAGCACCAGCACCAGGGCGGCACCCUGCAGCGCUCCACCUCCUUCCGCCAGGGCCCCGAGGAGAGCAGCCUGGGAGACGGCACAGGCCCCAAACUGAGUGCACUGGAGUGCUUGGAGGGCAUGGCGUCCGGCCUCUACAGCGAGCUCUUCACGCUUCUCAUCUCCCUGGUGAACAGGGCUCUCAAGUCCAGCCAGCACUCACUCUGCUCUAUGAUGAUUGUGGACACUCCCGGCUUCCAGAACCCUGAGCAGGGUGGGUCGGCCCGCGGGGCCUCCUUUGAGGAGCUGUGCCACAACUACACCCAGGACCGGCUGCAGAGGCUCUUCCACGAGCGCACCUUUGUGCAGGAGUUGGAAAGAUACAAGGAGGAGAACAUCGAGCUGGCGUUUGAUGACUUGGAGCCAGCCACAGGUGACUCUGUGGCCGCCGUGGACCAGGCCUCCCAUCAGUCCCUGGUUCGCUCGCUGGCCCACACGGAUGAGGCGAAGGGCCUGCUAUGGUUGUUGGAAGAGGAGGUGCUGGUGCCAGGGGCCACUGAGGACGCCCUCCUGGAGCGCCUAUUCUCCUACUAUGGCCCCCAGGAAGGUGACCGAAAAGGCCAAAGCCCCCUCCUGCACAGCAGCAAACCACACCAUUUUCUCCUGGGCCACAGCCAUGGCACCAACUGGGUGGAGUACAACACGGCCGGCUGGCUGAGCUACACCAAGCAGAACCCGGCCGCCCAGAACGCCCCCCGGCUCCUGCAGGACUCCCAGAAAAAAAUCAUCAGCAACCUGUUUCUGGGCCGGGCGGGCAGCGCCACGGUGCUCUCAGGCUCCAUUGCGGGCCUGGAGGGCGGCUCGCAGUUGGCGCUGCGCCGGGCCACCAGCAUGCGGAAGACCUUCACCACAGGGAUGGCGGCCGUCAAGAAGAAGUCCCUGUGCAUCCAGAUUAGGCUGCAGGUGGACGCCCUCAUUGACACCAUCAAGAAGUCAAAGCUGCAUUUCGUGCAUUGCUUCCUGCCUGUGGCAGAGGGCUGGGCGGGGGAGCCCCGUUCUGCCCACUCCCGCAGAGUCAGCUGUAGCAGUGAGCUGGACCUGCCCCCGGGAGACCAGUGCGAGGCCGGGCUCCUGCAGCUGGACGUGCCCCUGCUCCGCGCCCAGCUUCGAGGCUCCCGCCUGCUUGAUGCCGUGCGCAUGUACCGCCAAGGUUACCCUGACCACAUGGUGUUUUCUGAGUUCCGCCGCCGCUUCGACGUCCUGGCCCCGCACCUGACCAAGAAACACGGGCGCAACUACAUUGUGGUGGAUGAAAAGCGGGCGGUGGAGGAGCUGCUGGAGUCCUUGGACCUGGAGCAGAGCAGCUGCUGCAUGGGCCUGAGCCGGGUGUUCUUCCGGGCAGGCACACUGGCGCGGCUGGAGGAGCAGCGGGAUGAACAAACCAGCAGGAACCUGACCCUGUUCCAGGCAGCCUGCAGGGGCUACCUGGCCCGUCAGCACUUCAAGAAGAAAAAGAUCCAAGACCUGGCCAUUCGCUGUGUGCAGAAGAACAUCAAGAAGAACAAAGGGGUGAAGGACUGGCCCUGGUGGAAGCUCUUCACCACGGUGCGACCCCUCAUUGAGGUACAACUGUCGGAGGAGCAGAUCCGGAACAAAGACGAAGAGAUCCAGCAGCUGAGGAGCAAGCUUGAGAAGGUGGAGAAGGAGCGGAACGAGCUGCGGCUCAGCAGUGACCGGCUGGAGACCCGGAUCUCAGAGCUGACAUCGGAGCUGACGGAUGAACGUAACACGGGAGAGUCCGCCUCCCAGCUGCUGGACGCGGAGACCGCUGAGAGGCUCCGGGCUGAGAAGGAGAUGAAGGAGCUGCAGACCCAGUAUGAUGCACUGAAGAAGAAAACGGAGGUGAUGGAAAUGGAAGUGAUGGAGGCCCGUCUCAUCCGGGCAGCUGAGAUCAACGGGGAAGUGGAGGAGGAUGACACAGGUGGCGAGUGGCGCCUAAAGUAUGAGCGAGCAGUGCGGGAGGUGGACUUCACCAAGAAGCGGCUCCAGCAGGAGUUUGAGGACAAGCUGGAGGUGGAGCAGCAGAGCAAGAGGCAGCUGGAGAGGCGGCUUGGAGACCUGCAGGCAGAUGGUGACGAGAGCCAGCGGGCCCUGCAGCAGCUCAAGAAGAAGUGCCAGCGGCUGACGGCCGAGCUGCAGGACACCAAGCUGCACCUGGAGGGCCAGCAAGUCCGCAACCACGAGCUGGAGAAGAAACAGAGGAGGUUUGACAGUGAGCUCUCGCAGGCGCAUGAGGAGGCCCAGCGGGAGAAGCUGCAGCGGGAGAAGCUGCAGCGGGAGAAGGACAUGCUCCUCGCCGAGGCUUUCAGCCUGAAGCAGCAGAUGGAGGAGAAAGACAUGGACAUUGCGGGAUUCACCCAGAAGGUUGUGUCAUUGGAGGCUGAGCUCCAGGACAUUUCUUCCCAAGAGUCCAAGGAUGAGGCCUCUUUGGCCAAGGUCAAGAAACAGCUCCGAGACCUGGAGGCCAAGGUCAAGGAUCAGGAGGAGGAGCUGGAUGAGCAGGCGGGGACCAUCCAGAUGCUGGAGCAGGCCAAGCUGCGGCUCGAGAUGGAGAUGGAGCGGAUGAGGCAGACCCAUUCCAAGGAGAUGGAGAGUCGGGAUGAGGAGGUGGAGGAGGCCCGGCAGUCGUGUCAGAAAAAGUUAAAGCAAAUGGAAGUACAGCUCGAGGAGGAGUAUGAGGACAAGCAGAAGGUGCUGCGGGAAAAGCGGGAGCUGGAGAACAAGGUGGCCACGCUCAGUGACCAGGUGAACCAGCGAGACUUUGAGUCAGAGAAGCGGCUCCGGAAAGACCUGAAGCGCACCAAGGCCCUGCUGGCAGAUGCUCAGAUCAUGCUGGACCACCUGAAGAACAGCGCGCCCAGCAAGAGGGAGAUCGCCCAGCUGAAGAACCAGCUGGAGGAGUCAGAGUUCACCUGUGCAGCAGCCGUGAAAGCGCGCAAAGCAAUGGAGGUGGAGAUCGAAGACCUGCACCUGCAGAUUGACGACAUCGCCAAAGCCAAGACGGCGCUGGAGGAGCAGCUGAGCCGCCUUCAGCGUGAGAAGAAUGAGAUGCAGAGCCGGCUGGAGGAGGAUCAGGAGGACAUGAAUGAGCUGAUGAAGAAGCACAAGGCAGCCGUGGCUCAGGCCUCCCGGGAUCUGGCUCAGAUGAAUGAUCUCCAAGCUCAGCUAGAAGAAGCCAACAAAGAGAAGCAAGAGCUACAGGAGAAGCUACAAGCCCUCCAGAGCCAAGUGGAGUUCCUGGAGCAGUCCAUGGUGGACAGGUCCCUGGUGAGCAGGCAGGAAGCUAAGAUCCGGGAGCUGGAGACACGCCUGGAGUUCGAAAGGACCCAAGUGAAGCGGCUGGAGAGCCUGGCCGGCCGGCUCAAGGAGAACAUGGAGAAGCUGACCGAGGAACGGGAUCAGCGCACGGCGGCUGAGAACCGGGAGAAGGAGCAGAACAAGCGGCUACAGCGGCAGCUCCGGGACACCAAGGAGGAGAUGGGCGAGCUUGCCAGAAAGGAGGCCGAGGCGAGCCGCAAGAAGCAUGAACUGGAGAUGGAUCUGGAGAGUCUGGAAGCUGCUAACCAGAGCCUACAGGCUGAUCUGAAACUGGCGUUCAAGCGCAUCGGGGACCUGCAGGCCGCCAUUGAGGACGAGAUGGAGAGCGAUGAGAACGAGGGCCUCAUCAACAGCGAGGGGGACUCAGAUGUGGACUCAGAGCUGGAGGACCGGGUCGACGGGGUCAAGUCAUGGUUGUCCAAAAACAAGGGGCCUUCCAAGGCGGCUUCCGACGAUGGCAGCUUGAAGAGUUCUAGCCCUGCUGAGUGCCCUGCUCCCCUAGCACGGGAAGUCAGCUGAUGGGCCAUGGGAGGAGGUUUGGAAAGCAGAGAGGGCCAGGCCCUUCUGAGCCCGGUACCAGUACCUGAAGAGGGAGACGUGGGCCUAGGCAGGCCAUCCCACACCGACCAGCAACUGGUGGAUUUCAGACCCUAGUGACUCAGCCCGUCAUCACCCUUGACCCAGCAAGAACAAGAACACAGAAAGCCUGUUUCUUCCCUCAGCCACCAGCACAGUUCUUGUCCACCAGGAAAACAGGAGUAGUCCUGAAACCCUACACACCGCCACCUCCAACAAGGAUUGGAUUCACUGCGGCCAGAGUGGGCACCAAGCCAGAAGCUAGCCACCCAGUACAGAGCUGGCAGAGAAGGUCCAGGGGAGGGAGGACCUAGUUGGACUCAGCGUGAACUGGCUUUGGGUGAAUAAACUGCCAAGAGUGGGGGCAGUUUAGCUUCCCGCCCGGUGAUGGGGCUCUGCAAGAAUGCAGAACACUGAAAGCAUCCAUAGCAAAGGCAAGGGGAGGGGGCUGCUCGCCCAGUGGGAAUUAGCUUAUGCACCAAAUGGUUUGUGACAGUGUUGAGCAGGAGACACUGGCUUGUGAGGAGGAAAGCUUUUGAAACAAUGUGGUUAAAAUGUUCAAACUGCAGCCCUGACUCUUGCCCCAGGGAAGGGGGCCAGCUGCCUGCUGUUGACUCUCUGACAGCUGUGCCUGUAGAAGCCGCAAAGGAAACUGGCUAAAAGAGCACCCAGGGUGGGAGCAGGCGUGUCUCGUGGCUGCACAGAGCAGGGGAGAAAGGCCUGGCAUUUAGCGCUCCCGGCUGCCUCUGCCACUGCACCCAGCAUCUGGACGGAACAGCGUUGAAACCCAGCUGUCGUUCACCCAGGUGUCCGCCUGGCCGGCACAGGGAUAUGGAAGUGGGGUCUGCAGCUCCGCUCUGAGGAGAGGUGUGAGGAUGGAAAGGAGCACCCCAUUUGCAUCUGGGUCCCAGCCCUGGCACCUACCUCACCACCCCCCCUCCCCACAAAAUUACCCCACUGUCUUUCCACAGAGCCAUUCCUUCCUUUGCCCAACAGCAGACCUUAGCAUUGGGUGCCCAGAAGUUCUGUCUAAAAAAAUGAAAAUAAAAUCAGGCUCCCGCUAAUUCACAAUUCAAACAAUCCAAAAGCUAAAAUAACCCCAGUUUUUUCUAUGUUGCACAGUCAUCAUUGAGCUUUAUAAUUCUGUCCCUGAGACGUCCCAGAGUCCUUAAGUGCCUUUGGCCCAUCAAAGUAAAACUCAUUUAUGUUCA